AUCAGCACUGAAAACACCAUUUUGUGCAUUUACAACCAUCUCACAAGCAAGAACAAUCCACACAGGAAAUGGACAGCAAACUGGUUUAUGCCGUUGCCUUGGUGAUAGGAUGUUGGGUGCCGGCAGCCAAAGGCCUCAUGAUCAACUCCACCCACCCAGUGGGAGCUCUUACCACCACCAUCAGUCGUGACGGCUGUGGCCAGACGAAGACUUGCUUGGAGGCUCCAGCGAACUGUGACCCCAGCGGCAACAGUACCUGCCUGUUCGUCUCUGCCUCUGCUCCCAGCUCCAGGGUCGCAUGGAGCUUCAACACCGAUAUCGACUUUGAGCUGCGCGGAGACUCUGAAAACUACAUUGUCCUUCUUCUGUCCUCAGAUAAUAAUCUGGGAACGGGCGAUAGCGGCGUCGUCUGCGCACAGUACCAGAACACGAGCCGCUUCUUCACCGUGACCUACAACAACGGAUCACUGACUGUGGUGGAUUUUGAUGGGAGUCAAUAAUGUCCUGGCCUCACUCAAUGGAAAUGUGAUUCAAUGCACCUUUACUCUUCUGGCGAAUUGCACAGGCAGACCAGCAAACUUCUACGUCUUCGCUGGCAAUGGGAUGUUCAGAAAUGGACACCAUAACUCGUGACACAUGUGGCCGGACGAAGCUUUGCGAGGAGGUUCCAGCGGACUGUGAUCCUAGUGGAAAUGGUGACUGCCUGUUUGUCUCCGCCACCACUGCCACCACCAACAGACCCUCCGGCAUCAAUAUCGCCUUCGAGCUGCGCGGAAACACCAGCGGCUACGUUGUCCUCAUUCUGUCCCCCGACAUGAUUCAGGGAGGAGGAGAUGAGUCCUUUGUCUGCGCACAGUUCAAUAAUAACCUCAUGUUCUUCACUAUCUCCUUCGACAAUGGAGCACUGACCAGGACCAACAGGGUGAGUAUCAACACAGAGCCUGACCAUUUAUUGGACUUAUUGGUCUCCUGCUGCCUUUGGCCUUUGGCCUGAAGAACUGAAACUCUUGGC
Messenger RNA from Conger conger (European conger), 1012 nucleotides. RefSeq names its product putative ferric-chelate reductase 1. Lineage: Eukaryota; Metazoa; Chordata; Actinopteri; Anguilliformes; Congridae. Bases 69 to 500 code for a protein of 143 amino acids. The record is from RefSeq and is a predicted model, not a curated record. The transcript is spliced from 7 exons. Gene Ontology annotation, biological process: regulation of glutamate receptor signaling pathway.